Paramecium sonneborni is the source of this 1878-nucleotide messenger RNA. The record is from the annotation of a GenBank genome assembly. NCBI's taxonomy places the organism in Eukaryota, Ciliophora, Oligohymenophorea, Peniculida, Parameciidae.
AUUAUAUUAUGCCACCAAAAAAAUCAACUCCUAAAGUUACCAAUUCACCUCCACCAGCAGCCAGAACAACUAGAUCGAAAAAAAAUGAUAAAGCAGAAGAUAAAAAAUAGUAUUCCAAUUUUAAACAUUUUUUAGAGAUAUUAUUGAUAAAGCUGUCAAAGAUGUUUCAAAAUCAAAUAAUUAAGAUAAAUAAACAAAUCUUUCAUAAAAAAAUGAUCAGCCUAUAAAUGAUUCUAAAAAAUCGACUUCUCCAUCUCCUAAAAAAAAUGUUUAAGAAGCUUCUAAUACCUCAAACAUUGAUAAAAGUAAUAAAACAGCCCCAAUUGAUGAGUAUUUUGAUGAUUAAGAGAAUUUUAUUGUAUAUGAAGAGAACGGUAAAAUUUAUGAUUGCAUGAUGAAUCAAACCAAUAUUAUGAAUGAUAAUAAUAAUAACAAGUUUUAUGUUGUCUAAUUGUUGAAAAAGAAAGAAAAAGGUAUGUAUUAAAUCUAUAAUUAGACUUUUAUUAUUUAUAUACAAGAUGGGGUAGAGUUGGAGUUGAAGGAUAAUCAGCUUAAUAAUCAUUUUUAAAAGUUGAAUCUGCUAAAAAAGCAUAUGAGAGUAAAGUUAGACAAAAAAGUGUAAAAGGUGAAUAUAGAGUUUUGGAAAGAGAUUAUAGUGGUGAAUAAGAUCCUAAAGAAUUGGAAAGAUUAGAGAAUCAAAAAGAAUAAAGAGAGAAAGAGUCAUAUAAUUAAAGUAGAUUACAUGCUAAAAUAAAAGAUUUGGUUAGAUUAAUUUUUGAUAUGAAGAUGAUUAAUAAUUAAAUGAAAGAGUAUUAUUAUUAAUUUAUAUAAAUAGAAUUGGUUAUGAUGCUAAAAAAACACCAUUAGGAAAAUUGGCUGCUUCAACUAUUAAAAAAGGAUUUGAUGUUCUUAAAGAAAUAUCUGAGGAAUUGUAAAAUAAUAUUCCUGAUAAAACUGUUUUAUAAAGACUUUCAGGUGAAUUUUAUAGUUAAAUCCCUCAUGAUUUUGGAUAUAUGAGAGCUCCGAUAAUUGAAACUCCUUAAAUGGUUAAGAAUAAAUUAGAAAUGUUGGAAUCAAUAUAACAUAUAUAAAUUGCUACAAAAAUUUUAGAAGAAAAUUCAGAGGAUACUAAUGCAAUAGAUGAAAAUUUCAAAAAAUUAGGAAUAAAUAUGUAAUACUUAGAACCUACAGAUGAAAAAGUAGAUAUUAUUAAGAAAUAUGUAACUAAUACACAUUGUGAGACACAUAGAGGAUAUGGAUUAGAAGUCUUAGAUGUAUUUGAAUUGUAAAAAGAGUAAGAUGAUAAUCGAUUCAAAAAAGAUUUAGGUAAUAGAAUGCUUUUAUGGCACGGUUCAAGACUUACAAACUUUGUAGGUAUUUUAAGUUAAGGAUUAAGAAUUGCACCACCUGAAGCUCCAGUUACUGGAUACAUGUUUGGAAAAGUAAAUUUUAAAUUAAUUAAAUCUAGGGUGUUUAUUUUGCAGAUAUGGUUUCUAAAUCAGCUAAUUAUUGUGCAGUAACUAGAGAAAAUAAUACAGGCCUGAUAUUAUUAUGUGAUGUAGCUCUAGGAAAUACAAAUGAAAAGUUUUAUUCAGAUUAUUAUGCAAAUUAAUUACCAGAAGGUAAACAUAGCACUUGGGGAAGAGGUAAAACAAUGCCACCUCUAUCUGAUAAUAUUUCAUUUCCAGGUAUGCCAGAAGUAAAAGUACCUAUUGGCAAAGGUGCUCCAUCAGGUGUUCCUCAUGUAAUACAUUUAUUUUAUCUAGACAUCCUUAUUGUACAAUGAAUUCAUAGUUUAUGAUGUUGCAUAAAUUAGAUUGAAGUAUUUGAUCAAAAUGAAAUGGGAAUUUAAAUGAAACAACAAGAAGUGAAAUCUUA